AUGCUCUUGACGACUUUAUUCAUUGUCUUUUCCGUCUGGAGUGCUGAUGCGGAUCCUGAGCAUAAAGAAGCCGAAUGUGGUCCAGCUAAUGUGGAAUUGACUCAACCACAAAUGUCUUGGCGAGUUCCACCGCCCGGAAUGCAAUUUACGAGCGGGACAAAAUGUGCAUUUACGUUUACAACCGAUCCGGCUUUCAUUAUACAUUUUGAAGCAAAUAAAAUGCACUUUGGAAGAGGCGGCAACUGUGACAAGGACUAUGUCAUUUUCGGCUCGACCAUGGAAGAGGCACAUGAUACUAAAAAGGCGGUUUGCGGCGAACGGAUAGACAAUAUAUUUCCACCAGAAGGACAGAAAUUAUUCAUGACAUUACUAAUCACGAACGAGGCUGACAAAUCUUUUCUAGAAGCAACCAUUUAUAAACAAUAUAACCCUACUAUACAACCUGCAGCUUGUGGGGAUCAGAUGGUGAAUUUGACCAAAAAGUCCACUCCGUUCUCUGUACCCUUACCGGGAAUGAAAUUCGAAAGAGCAUGGUUAUGUGGAUAUCAAGUGAAUGCUGAAAAUAAUAAACGUAUAUCCGUGCAUAUUGAUACGAUCAAGUUGGGCAAUGAUGGCGGCACAUGCGAACAUGACUUUAUGCGCCUAGCGGACACACCGGAAGGAUUGGGAAAAAAUGCGACCGUAUACUGUGGGACUACUCCGCCAAAAUCGGAUUACAUCUCGACAAAUAAUGUAGUGUACAUAGUAAUCACUUCCGCCACAAAUCCGAUCGAGAGUUAUGUAACCGGAUCUUAUUUAAUAGACGCAUCUCAAUCCGUUGUCCUAAUCCCAAAGUGUUUAUUGUUGGGGAUUUGGCUCAAUUGGCUGAAUUUACGCUUGAAAUGA
Echinostoma caproni is the source of this 885-nucleotide messenger RNA. The record is from the annotation of a GenBank genome assembly. NCBI's taxonomy places the organism in Eukaryota, Metazoa, Platyhelminthes, Trematoda, Plagiorchiida, Echinostomatidae.